CAACAAUGGGUGUGGCUAUGUAUAUAUAUACGUAUAUAUUUUAAACAUAUUUAAUUAACUUCAUUCAGAAAAUUCUAAGUCAUUUUUAGGUUGUUUUCCAUAAAGACAAAUAAUUCCAUUAAUUAGCAAAAAUGCAAAAAAACCGGCUAAUUUGAGUCGGCUACCGUCUGCAGCUAAACGGAUACCACCGGUCGCCUGGAGCAAUAAAUGAACGUCAAUCCCACGGUUACGUCAGUGAGGCAGAACCUGGGCAGAACAGAAGGUACUACUGUGGCAUAAUGUAGUUCACCUCCUUGGUAAUGAGACAUCGAUAGCAGCGCAUGUUUUUCCACAAGGUGAAUGUCUUUUUAUUUUAUGCAAGAAGUUUGCGCAGAAUAGUAAAGUUUAUGAUAUCGUUUUUUUUAAACACUGUCCCGCAGGAUUGAACUUUUCAGAAGUGUAUUUUCUCUCCUUCGUUUUUUCCGAUUUAUGGAUGGAAUUUAUUGACAACAGACAAUAAUCCUGCGUGCUUCUUUUAUUCAUGUGUGUGUGCUGGUGACCGGUUACCAUGGAGAAGCAGGCGGUGCAGAGGGCCAGAGAGGCUUUCCUCGCUGGGAGGUCGCGACCCCUGGAGUUCAGAGUUCAGCAGCUCAAGUCUCUCCAGAGGAUGAUCACAGACAGACAGGGAGAGAUCGCCACCGCCCUCAAACAGGACAUCAACAGGAGCCAGUACGACACCCCACUGUUUGAGUUGAUUGGCCUGGAGAAUGAGAUCAGCCUGGCUGUGUCGAAGCUGGCCCAGUGGGCUGCUCCUCGGCCUGUAGAGAGGAACCUCCUCACCAUCUCAGACCAGGCGUACAUCCAGUCGGAGCCCCUGGGAGUGGUCCUCAUUAUCGGGGCCUGGAACUACCCCUGGGCCCUAACCCUGCAGCCCCUGGUCGGGGCUAUCGCUGCAGGCAAUGCAGCUGUGGUGAAGCCGUCUGAGCUGAGUGAAUACUCAGCUAGUCUCCUCAAAGCUCUGCUCCCACGAUAUCUGGACCAGGAGCUGUACCCUGUGGUGUGUGGGGGCGUGUCAGAGACUCAGGAGUUGCUGCGUCAGCGUUUCGACCACGUCUUCUACACAGGGAACAGCACUGUGGGUAAACUGGUGAUGGAGGCCGCAGCCCGACACCUCACCCCCGUGACCCUGGAGCUAGGGGGGAAGAGCCCCUGUUAUAUCGAUAAGGACGUCGACCUCAGAGUCGCAUGCCGGCGUAUCACUUGGGGGAAGUUUGUGAACUGUGGUCAGACGUGCAUCGCCCCAGACUACAUCCUGUGUGAACCCAGCAUCCAGAACAGAGUGGUGGAGGGUAUCCGGCAGACACUACUGGAGUUUUAUGGGCCUGACCCCAAAUCCUCCCCUGACUACGGCCGCAUCAUCAACCAGCGCCACUUCAACCGCUUGAUGACUCUACUGGAGGGCUACACGGCGACAGUAGGGGGCCAGAGUGACUCAUCACAGCGCUACAUUGCCCCCACGGUUGUGAAGGACGUGCCCCCCCAGGCUAGGCUGAUGCAGGAGGAGAUCUUCGGGCCCCUGUUGCCCAUAGUGACCGUCAGCGACAUAGAUGACGCCAUCCACUUCAUCAACGAGAGAGAGAAGCCCCUGGCGCUCUACGUCUUCUCCUCCAACAAGAAGGUGAUAAAGCGAAUGCUGGCUGAGACUACCAGUGGCGGGGUGACAGUCAACGACGUUAUUAUGCACUACACCCUCAACUCUCUGCCCUUUGGGGGUGUAGGUCAGAGUGGAACAGGAAGGUAUCAUGGGAAGCACACCUUUGACCAAUUCAGCCAUCAUCGGGCGUGUCUGGUCAAGUCCCUGGGUAUGGAGGAGGUCAACAUGGUGCGGUACCCACCCCAGAACCGCCAGAAGGCUCGCAGGGUCAGGCUGGCCAUGAGGACCCCACUGGUCGACUUCUCUAGGAAAACCUACAUCUGGGCCGUGACGGCCACCAUCUUUGCUUUCGGUCUCUUGGUCACCUUGACUGCCAUCCUGCUAAUUGCUGGUGGCUUGAACUGCACCUGUUGGAGACUUUGGCAAAUCUGGCGCUAGCUAGUCUUAACCUGUAUUGGCCGACGUACAUUCAACGAAAGACAUGUCCCUGUGCCUGUGUCUGGUUCCCCUGCCUUCAGAAUAAUGUCUAAUGUCUUUUGUGUGUCCGACACUGUAACUAAACUCACAACCCUGGUGGUGUAAGCCCCUCCUGACUGUUUGCCAUCACCGAUCCUCUGUAAUGACGACGAGCCACUGAUUUUGGCGGGCUGCUGUUUGCUUGCUAGAUGUGUUUUUUUUUCUGAUCUUCCGUUUUAAAUCUAUAAUUUCAUUCAAAUCUAACAGCCAAUCUAUGAUUUAUCUUUGUUUGUUUAAAGAUUGUCAAAGAACCUGAAAAUUUUGAUCUGUCUUUUAUUGGAAAGGGGGUGCCUAGUCAGUUGCACAACUGAAUCAACCAAAAUGUGUCUUCUGCAUUUAACCCCCAACCCCUCUGAAUCAGAGAACCACCUGACUGCUUCCACAUAUAUGCUAACAAUAACAGAAAAGGUUUGCUGGAAUGGAAAGCCGUAUACAGUAGCCAACAUAGGGAAUCCUUGAAUUUGGACCAUGGUUGAAAAAUUCCAGCAACUUUCCCAAAUGUUCCAGGUUUGCCCGAAAUCCUGGUUGGAAGAUUCCUGGAUUUCCUCUUUAGUCCCUCCUGAUUCCGGGAAUCUUCCAACAGGGAUUUCCGGUAAACCUGGGAAACUUGAACAUCAUAACGUCUAACAUAUCUAACCCCAU
Messenger RNA from Oncorhynchus gorbuscha (pink salmon), 2791 nucleotides. RefSeq names its product aldehyde dehydrogenase, dimeric NADP-preferring-like. NCBI's taxonomy places the organism in Eukaryota, Metazoa, Chordata, Actinopteri, Salmoniformes, Salmonidae. The record is from RefSeq and is a predicted model, not a curated record. The coding region runs from base 548 to 2071 and encodes 507 amino acids. The transcript has 11 exons. Gene Ontology annotation, molecular function: aldehyde dehydrogenase (NAD+) activity. Gene Ontology annotation, biological process: aldehyde metabolic process. Gene Ontology annotation, cellular component: cytoplasm.